AUACAUGAUCAGAAAAUUGUGGUGGAACUAUAAGAUUUCAUAAAUUUUGUGGUAAUUAUUUGAGGCCCAAAUGUGUUUCAAAGCCCAAAUCAUUUGAGGCGAGUAAUUAAGUAAAGAAUAAUAAUGUUUCAAAGCACGAUUGUUUGAUAGGAUUGCGACGUCGUAAAUAAAGUGUCAGUUGACUUGGUGCUCUAAAUAUCUGUGAACAAGAUUUCAACUUUGAUGAUUUUUUAUUUUUUUUUAGAAGUUCAACUUCGAUGUUGUUUGCCUUUUUUUGUUUUUCCUCGUAAUUUAUUACUAACAUUAAAUGAAGCAGCAGCAUAUUUGAGCGUUUGGGCAAAAAUUAUUUAAUUUUGGUCAAAUCACGGUUUCUUCAUUCCGUCAAAUGUAGCUCUGCUAAAUUUACCCUUCUUUUUUUCUGGGUCAAAACAAAAAUCUCAUCUUUAUCGAUUUGGAGGGAGCACUUUUCACAUCGGAGUGAGAAUGAAGAUGGCAUCAUCUCUACCUAGGCGCUACCUCAUUGUGCUGUUGACCUUCAUCUGCACUUGUGUGUGCUACAUCGAACGGGUGGGCUUCUCCAUCGCCUACACCGCCGCCGCCGACGCCGCCGGAGCCACCCAGUCGAGCAAGGGCCUCAUCCUCUCCACCUUCUACUACGGCUACGCCUGCUCCCAAGUCCCCGGCGGCUGGGCGGCUCAGAGGCUCGGGGGCCGGCGUAUCCUCCUCCUCUCCUUCCUCCUCUGGUCCCUCGCCUCCGCCUUCGUCCCCCUCGACCCCGGCCGCGUCGCCCUCACCGUCCUCGCCCGCCUCCUCGUCGGCGUGGCGCAGGGCUUCAUCUUCCCCGCCAUCCACACUGUCCUCGCCCAGUGGGUCCCGCCCCCUGAGCGCUCGAGGUCCGUCUCCCUCACAACCUCCGGCAUGUACUUGGGCGCCGCCCUCGGCACCCUCGUCCUCCCCGGCCUCGUCAAGUCUCGAGGCCCGCAAUCCGUGUUCGUCACCGAGGCCGCAUUGGGUCUCAUAUGGUCCCUACUAUGGUUCGCCUACGCCACGGACCCUCCCCGUUCCGAUCACCCCAAGGCGGCCGCUGCCGGCUUUGGCGAGCCCUCCUCGCUCCCGAGCACCAACCUCGUCGGCUCGAACCGGAUCCCGUGGAGGAAGAUCAUGGUGAGCUUGCCCAUUUGGGCUAUUGUGGUGAACAAUUUCACGUUCCACUACGCUCUCUACGUGCUCAUGAACUGGCUCCCCACCUACUUCGAGCUCGGGCUGCAGCAUAGCCUUCAAGAAAUGGGCUCGUCGAAGAUGCUGCCUUAUCUCAACAUGUUCCUAUUCUCAAACAUAGGUGGAGUGGUCGCGGAUAAGCUCAUCACCACCAAGACCUUGUCCGUCACGGCCACGAGGAAGGCGCUCAACACGGCGGGGUUCGCGGUGGCCUCGGCCGCGCUGGUGGCGCUUCCCCUGUUCCGGACGCCCGACGGGGCCGUGUUUUGCUCGUCGGUGGCGCUGGGGUUCCUGGCGCUGGGGAGAGCUGGAUUUGCUGUGAAUCACAUGGAUGUGGCCCCGAGGUAUGCAGGGGUAGUGAUGGGGAUUUCGAACACGGCCGGCACGUUAGCCGGGGUCGUCGGAGUCGGCCUAACAGGUCGACUCCUCGAAGCGGCCAAGGCGGCGGACAUGGAUCUUACCACGCCGGAGAGCUGGAGACCGGUUUUUGUUAUCCCGAGUUUACUAUGUGUGUUUAGUUCUCUUGUGUUUCUUUUACUAUCCACGGGAGAGAGGAUUUUCGACUGAGGCUCACAAACUACUGUUUAUUAAUGCACAAUUUCUUUCACAUAAAACGACCUUAUUUGAACCUAUUCAUAGUGUUAGAAUUUAAAAAUUCAUUUUAUCUAUAUAAUAAAAUUUCAAGAGCUCAUUUCCACCA
Salvia miltiorrhiza (redroot sage) is the source of this 1918-nucleotide messenger RNA. RefSeq names its product probable anion transporter 5. Gene Ontology annotation, biological process: transmembrane transport. The transcript is spliced from 2 exons. Gene Ontology annotation, molecular function: transmembrane transporter activity. The record is from RefSeq and is a predicted model, not a curated record. The coding region runs from base 484 to 1785 and encodes 433 amino acids. Lineage: Eukaryota; Viridiplantae; Streptophyta; Magnoliopsida; Lamiales; Lamiaceae.